AUGCAACGCAAGGAGGUGUAUCGUGAAAAUGAUAGCCUCUCGUCCAAGUGGAGUGAAAUAAAUAACCAGGUCACCUUCUUCAAUGGUUGUUUAAAUAAAGCGAAGAACUCGCCAAGGAGCGAUGAAACCGAAGCCGACUUUAUCCAAAAUGCCAUGGUCUCGUAUAGAGAUAACAAGUGGGCCGAGUACAAGUACAUGCAUUGUUGGAAUAUAUGUAGGUAUGCUUCUAAAUGGGUGACAGUCCCUACUGGUAGCGAAUCAACCUCAUCCAAAAGGGCAAGAACACCCUCGUCCCAAGCUCAAUCUGAUGCUCGUGAUCAAGAGCUUGAUAUAAGUUUGGAUUAUUUUGAGGAUUCUCUUUCCCGCCCACCCAGUAGAGACACUUCAAAAAAGCGAGUUCAAAGAGGUAGAUCGGGCUCGGCAUCGGGUUCGGCCUCGGGUUCGGCUUCGGGUAAAGGUUUGUACUCCAACCAGUUGGAUGAAAUUGGUAUAAAAAUUGACACGUUCAAUUUCAUCCAAUACAAAGGGUCGAGGUGA
This is a messenger RNA of Helianthus annuus (common sunflower), 537 nucleotides long. Its product is annotated as glutathione S-transferase T2-like. The record is from RefSeq and is a predicted model, not a curated record. NCBI's taxonomy places the organism in Eukaryota, Viridiplantae, Streptophyta, Magnoliopsida, Asterales, Asteraceae. The coding region runs from base 1 to 537 and encodes 178 amino acids. The transcript has a single exon.